Messenger RNA from Zalophus californianus (California sea lion), 1518 nucleotides. Its product is annotated as polyadenylate-binding protein 1-like. Gene Ontology annotation, cellular component: cytosol; nucleus; ribonucleoprotein complex. Gene Ontology annotation, molecular function: poly(A) binding; poly(U) RNA binding; mRNA 3'-UTR binding. Lineage: Eukaryota; Metazoa; Chordata; Mammalia; Carnivora; Otariidae. The record is from RefSeq and is a predicted model, not a curated record.
AUGAGUGCUUCAGUUCCCCACUUUGAAAUGUCCACACUCUAUGUCGGAAACCUGCAACCUGAAGUGAAUGAGGCAAUGGUGUAUGCGAAAUUCAACUCUGCUGGGCCAAUCCUUUCCAUUCAGGUGUGCAGUGACCUGGUAACGCGCUGCUCUCUGGGCUACGCUUACGUGAACUUCUUGCUGCGGGCUGAUACUGAGUGGGCUCUGCACACUAUGAACUUUGAUAUUAUCAAUGGCAAGCCACUGCAUAUUAUGUGGUCCAAGUGUGACCCAUCACUUCGUAAGAGUGGAGUGGGCAAUAUAUUCAUCAAAAAUCUUCAUAAGUCUAUUGAUAAUAAGUCCCUUUAUGAUACAUUUUCUGUCUUCGGAAACAUUCUUUCUUGUAAAGUAGUAACCGAUGAAAAUGGAUCAAAAGGUUUUGGAUUUGUGCAUUUUGAGAACUCAGAAGCUGCUAAAAGGGCCAUUGCAAAGAUGAAUGAUAUUCUGCUGAAAGGUAGCCAAGUUUUUGUUGGGCAAUUUAAACCUCACAAAGAAAGGGAAGCAGAGCUGAGAGCUAAAGCAAACAUAUUUACCAAUGUUUACAUCAAGAAUUUUGGAGAUGAUGUAGAUGAUGAAUGUCUUAAAGAGGUUUUUGGUGAGUUUGAUUCUGUAUUAAGUGUAAGAGUUAUGACUGAUGAAAGUGGAAAAUCCAAAGGCUUUGGAUUUGUGAAUUUUGAGAAUUUUGAAGAUGCCAAGAAAGCCAUUGAAAGGAUGAAUGGAAAAGUCCUUAAUGGAAAUCAAAUUUAUGUUGGUAGAGCCCAGAACCUAAAGAGACAAUCUGAACUAAAACAUAAAUUUGAACAAAUAAAACAGGGUAAACUCACCAAGUGCAAGGGUGCUAACCUUUAUGUGAAAAAUCUUGAAGAUGAUAUUGAUGACAAACGACUGAGAGGAGAAUUCUCCCUCUUUGGCACAAUCUCUAGUGCCAGGGUCAUGAUGGAGGCAGGCCACAGCAAAGGCUUUGGUUUUGUUUGCUAUACAUCUCCUGAGGAAGCUAAUAAAGCUGUCAUGGCAAUGAAUGGAAAAAUUGUGAUCACCAAACCACUGUAUGUGGCUAUUGCACAAAGUAAGGAUGAGCGCCAGGCUUUCCUCACCAAGAACUAUAUGGAAAGAAUCUCAGCUGUGAGAGAUGGAGAUGAUUCUAUACUCAACUAUCGAAAGAUACCAUCAUCCAAUAACUUCAUACCAAAUCUUCCUCAGUCUCAAUGUAGCAAUGUACAUUUUUACAAGCCUGUGGUAAGGGCCAAAUAACAUCCAUCUCAGAAUGUACAUUAUGCUAUCCACUCAGUAGCAGCACCUAAGCCAUCAGUCAGCACUUGCAUACAGCCACAAGUGCCAGGGGUCAAGUCAACCUAUCAAACCACCAAUAUGACAACCCCAAAAAUGGCUCUUUACCCUCAAACUUCUGCUUUAAGACCACCUGCAAACCAAAGAUUCAAAAAAGUUACAGCUGUUGCAAAUGUCCGCAGGCCUCUUAAA